AAUAACUGCGCCUCACUGCUGCGGUGCACGGUGUCCCCCUCCCUACCCGCUGUCUGCGGCUGGCCACCCUCAUAGCCCCCGAGCUCUGUGUGCGACGAUGGACUACUCGGGCACCAAGGAGUCGCCUCCUGCCGGGGCUUGGUGGUCGAGGGAGACGGUGGCCGUGGUGACCGGCGCGAACCGCGGCAUCGGCCACGCGCUCGCCGCCCGCCUGGCCGAGCACGGCCUCACCGUGGUGCUCACCGCGCGGGACGGCGAGCGCGGGGAGGCCGCCGCGGCGCCGCUCCUCGCGCGCGGGCUCGCCGUCGUCUUCCGCAGGCUCGACGUCUCCGACCCCGCCUCCGUCGCCGAGUUCGCCGCGUGGAUCCGCGACGCCCUCGGCGGCCUCGACAUCCUGGUGAACAACGCAGCCGUGUCGUUUAACGAGAUCGACACCAACUCCGUGGAGCACGCCGAGGCUGUCCUCAGGACCAACUUCUACGGGGCCAAGAUGCUCACCGAAGCGCUCCUGCCGCUGUUCCGGCAGUCGUCGGCGACCAGCAGGAUCCUCAACGUCAGCUCCCAGCUUGGCCUUCUCAACAAGGUGAGCGACCCGUCGCUGAGGGCGCUGCUGCUGGACGAGGACGGGCUGACGGAGGCGGGGAUAGAGGCGAUGGUGUCGCGGUUCCUGGCGCAGGUGAAGGACGGGACGUGGGGCGGGCAGGGUUGGCCCAAGGUGUGGACGGACUACUCGGUCUCCAAGCUGGCCCUGAACGCCUACUCGCGGCUGCUGGCGCGGCGGCUGCAGGCGCGCGGCGCGCGCGUGAGCGUCAACUGCUUCUGCCCCGGGUUCACGCGCACGGGCAUGACCAAGGGCUGGGGGAAGCGCACCGCCGAGGAGGCGGCCGACGUCGCCGCGCGGCUCGCGCUGCUGGCGCCCGCCGAGCUCCCCACGGGGACCUUCUUCAAGUGGUGCACGCCGCAGCUCUACUCCAAGCUGUGACUGUGACUGGAUAGCUACGCCUACCGUCGUCGGCAGUGUGUGCGUGCGCUCCGUGAACGCUGGAGUAUAUAUAUAUAGUUCGGUUCCUUUAGCUACUCUGCUCAGAAGUCAGAAACGGGAGUGUCGAUCUGCCAAGGUGCUUUCGGUUGAACACAGCUCGUUUGUGACCUCUCCGCAAUGUACCAUGUACCUAGUUGUCUAAGAUCUAGGUCAACUUUCUGUGCACUGGUUGAAUGGUUGCCUUGCCUCUGC
Zea mays is the source of this 1234-nucleotide messenger RNA. RefSeq lists its product as uncharacterized. Gene Ontology annotation, cellular component: membrane. The coding region runs from base 98 to 982 and encodes 294 amino acids. The transcript is spliced from 4 exons. NCBI's taxonomy places the organism in Eukaryota, Viridiplantae, Streptophyta, Magnoliopsida, Poales, Poaceae. The record is from RefSeq and is marked validated.